CUCCUAAUCCCGGGCACAUCUCCAACGGUCCAAUACAGGCAGAGAAAGAAAAACUUACGGGUUGAAACGCAUUCGAUUUUUUUUUCUCUUUACCUAUAAACGAUCCCACCAAGUCUAUGUAAAACAGCUGAGACAUGUCUUUUCAGCUGACUGAGACUUGCAGGCAUUCGUUUUAUUUCAUACAACGGCGAUGGUUCUUGAGAACCUUGCGUGCAUUAUCCACCACGGCCGUUGCGUCAAAUACCAGUCUUCUCCUUAAAAGCAGUGCACCAACCUACGUGGAAGCAGAAAAACCCGUUUCCGCCGAGUCCAAUACACAACGUCCGUUAACAACGCAGCAUGUAGAAGAAUUGUUAUCGUUUUACAAAGGACGAGCCAGCGCUCAUCGUCAAUCGAAAUACUGGUCAAAGAUAAUUCAAGUUUAUACGGAUGCCCAAAACCUACAUAUUCCACCUACUCGAUCUACCAUGUUGACCGCUAUGGCCGCAUUUGGUCGAUCCGGCCGAUUCGACGAUGCCGCUAAACUUUAUUCUGACCUAAACCUCGCUGGCGAUUCCAAAGAUCUUUUACUCCAUCAAACGUUCCUCGAUGCAUGUCUGCAUUGCGGGCGCAUAGAAGCCGCCGGCAAGGUUUUGCAACUUAUUCAACGCGCGGACGAUCAAGAAACGGUUGUGCAGAGUACAUGGCGUUUUAUCGAUGUGUGUAUAAAGAAGAACAGUAUGCGACGUGCCAUUGAGGCUGCCAAGGAUUUGAAACACCAUGUUGCAAACCUCGAUCCAUCCAAUCUGGAGAAAACGUGUGAAUUACUAUGGCACGGGUAUGCGAAAUUGGCAGUACGGCAUCAUGGUGUGGGAUUGGAUACGAAGCCAUACACGGUACAAGCAUUUCUUACCGAGUUUGCCGGCAAACAGCAAAGUGCGUUGGCCUGUAUGAAAGAAUAUCCGAUCGAAGCAUGGCCACAACCUCCGUUGGUCAAAGAGGCACUGCACAUGGAACAUAUUUUGAACCAAGGUCGAUACAGAGCAUGCGUCACUAGAUACCAAGCCUUGAUAACAGGUGAUCUUCAAGCCACAGCUGAAAAGGAUACACGUAUCGCGACCCUUGCAGCCGUUGCAUCAUGUGCCACCGGCAAUUGGACAAAAUGCGAAUCAAUACUGUCAAAAUUCAAAAUCGACGUUUCCUCGAGCACGCUGCAACGUGUGAUGGAUGGUCUGGUUGACGCGGCGUCCGGUACUCCGCCAAUUACGGGAGCUAUUUUAUUACGAUCACUGCAGACCAUGGAACGCGUUUGGGGCGUACGAGCCAGUUCAAAGACCAUUGUGCACCUGCUACGAUUUAUCGGAAAUCGUGGUGAAAUUCAGGAUGCUUACAAACUAUACCGUUGGGUGCGAGAGGACGCAAAGAGGCACUCAUCCUCGGCACCAGUCACCACCAGCAGUCGUGCGGUAGAUCCGGCGAUAUCCUUGUCCUUACUGAAAGCUGCACUCGCCAAUGGCCAGAUGCUAAUAGCAGAACGGGCAUUCCGUGAUUUAUUAUACCAUACAUCCGCCGACGGCGUCAGGCCUCCCCGACUGUGGUUAUCCAACAUGAUGAUGAAUGGCUACGCUGUCCAGUACCCUACACCUAAUCUACCCCGAGUCAAACGAACGUACCAACGGAUUCUCCAGGCUGGCGAUGAUCCUGAUCGAGUGACAUUCAACACCCUGAUCAAAACCUUCAUCCGAUGUGACAAUUACUCAGCCGCACAAAAGACGUUUGACAUGAUGCUGGAAUCAGGCAUUACACCGGAUAACUGGACAGUGAACACCAUCAUUCAAGGCUGGGUUGCGAAACAAAACUGGCAGCAAAUUGAACGAUUCAUGUUAAAGAUCCGCGAUUGUGAUGCGACUUUGGAGCUUGAUACAGUAACAUUCAAUCUACUAGUGCAAGGAUUUCUUCGACUGAAUCCGAACGAUGCCCAUGCAACACAGCACUUGGCACGAAGAAAGCAAUGGAAAGAGCUGCGGCAACUAGAAAAACAGCGGCACCAGGACGUCUAUAAAAUCAAAAGCGAGGUCAUAUGGACUAUUCUAGCGGAUGCUACGGGAUUGACGCAAGACGAUAUCCACAAUGCGGUGCAGAAUUCCACCCAUGCAGAUGGACAAGAAUGCCAACGACAACCACAUACCCAGCACAACACAUCAAAGCAUAAACCGUUUAUUACCUAUUUUAAAGGAGCGGCACCCGAUGCGGCAACUUACAAACUUUUCAUGAAAGCAUUUAACAAGGCAGGUGACCCUGUGGCAGCCUCCAAACUCCAUCAUUGGUUCAUGCGUUGUCAUUCUUAAAACAUAUGUUCAUAGCAGUAAAUGUUUUCUUUGUAUAUAUUUUUUACCCAUUUAAUACGCUGGAUUGUCAUUGGUUUUUUUUUUUUUUCAUAAAAUAUCGGAUGGGGGAACAUGUAAGAGUUUAAUGUGGG
Molecule: messenger RNA, 2458 nt
Organism: Radiomyces spectabilis
Lineage: Eukaryota; Fungi; Mucoromycota; Mucoromycetes; Mucorales; Radiomycetaceae
Exons: 1
Coding region: 135-2327 (730 amino acids)
Molecular function (GO): protein binding
Source: RefSeq, a predicted model, not a curated record